AGACAACAACGUUAUUCCCUUUGCCUCCUUCAGACAAGAUCUUCAAUCUUUUAGCCUUCCACAAAACCAUGUCUGUCUUAGCUCCAAAAAUACCCUCCACCCCAAUGGCCAACCCUAGGCUUCAAACUCACAAGGACGAGUUGAGUUUGAAAAACUUGUCCGACGAAGUCGUUGCAGGUCAUAUAUAUUCUAAGCACCGUGACGAUGAUACCGUCAAAAUCGAUGUCAAUAACUACAUUUCGUUUCUCGAAAGUAUUUUUGCCAAUGUUGAUCAAAUCCACCAAGCUUCUUUUCAAGGCCAUGAUGGACGUGUGAUAUUCUCCGAAGAUUCAUAUAAAGCCAAUGUGACAAUUGAUCCACCGCUUGAUAUUCUUCAGAAAAUUUCUAUCAAGUUGGUGUUCAAGGGUCCGGGGAUAGAGAUAGCUCACCGAACCACUCUUGAGAUACUCGACAUACUAAUGAGCUAUCCAUGGGAAGCAAAGGCAAUUCUAUGUCUAGUAGCAUUUGGCAGUGAUUAUGGACAUCUAUGGCACCUCAACCAUCAUUCCCAUAUCGACCCACUUGCAAAAACCUUAGCAAACAUCCACCAAUCCGCAUCAUUGAAAAAACACUUAGACUCCUUCAAGUAUCGCCAAGUGGUUUUCAGCUCAAGAAGUCUCAUUUUCUUGUGCCUUCAAGUCAUCAAACUCAUGAACCAAAUAAGACUCUUCUCCAAAUUUGAUACCAAGGAGAUUCCCGAGCUGGCUUCUGCCCUUCGUCAAAUCCCUCUUUUUACUUAUUGGGUUAUACACACAAUCGUUGCUUCCACCGCUGAAAUCUCAAGCUAUCUCACAAAUACCGAGGGCCAAUCACAAAUUUACUUGAAUGAAUUGAAUGAGAGGCUUAAUGCUAUCCUCAACAUACUUGGAGAUUAUUUGAAUAUUUUUCAAGAACAGCUAGGGGAGAUUAAUCUAUUUAGGUGGCUUAUUGAUCAUAUUGAUCUGUUUCCUACUGAAAUAACGUUAGUUGUGUCUAAGCUGCUUGAAGGCAAGGUUAAUGCUAAGCCUUUGAUAAAUUGUUCCACUCUCAUGGAGGAAAAAAUCGAAGAUGCAUUGAGAGAGAAGAACGUAAUAUUACUUAUUUCUGGAUUGGAAAUUUCAAAUGAUGACAUUCGAGCUCUGAACUUAUUGUACGAUGAGUUGAAAAGAGAAGAUAAUUACAAGAUCGUAUGGAUUCCUAUGAUCAAUCCCCAAAGUAAUGAUGAAGAAGCUCGUAAAAAAUACGAGCUGGUGAGGUCAACAAUGAAAUGGUAUGCGGUGCAAUAUACCACAAAAAUUGCUGGAUUAAGAUUCUUAGAAGAAAUUUGGCAAGUUAGAGAGGAUGCUUUAAUGGUUGUUCUUGACUCAAAAUCAAAGGUGAAAUUUUCAAAUGCAAUUCACUUGCUUCGUGUUUGGGGAAACAAUGCCAUUCCCUUUACAGUUGAGAGAGCAAAUGCUUUAUUGAGGAAGAAUUGGCCUGAAUCAACCAUUGUGAAGUUCAUCAACCAACCAAGAUUACAAAGCUGGAUUGAUCAAGAAAGGAGUAUCAUAUUCUAUGGAGGAAAAGAUCAAGAUUGGAUCCAACGAUUUGAAGAGAAAGUGGUGGACAUAAAGAACGAUAGAUCAAUGAGAGACAAUGGAAUAAAUUUCGAAAUUGUUCGUAUAGGAAACAAUAUAGACAACAAUAAUGCUGCAUUCAUGUCUCGUUUUUGGAUCACACAAUGGGGAUUUUUUAUAGUCAAAAGUCAAUUGAGUGGGUCAAGUGCGAGUGAAACUACAGAAGACAUCCUACGAUUGAUUUCUUACGAAAAUGAAAACGGUUGGGCUGUUCUUACGGUUGGGUCAGCGCCUUUGCUUGUGGGUCGUGGAAACCUGAUUGUUAGAGUGUUUGAAGAUUUUAAGCGAUGGAAAAAGAAUUUGAACCUAAAGGGUUUCCCGAAUGCUUUCCAUGAUUAUUUCAAUGAGAUGGCUCUCCAGACUCAUCAGUGUGAGCGAGUGACUCUUCCAGGGUUUAGUGGGUGGAUUCCUAUGAUUGUUAAUUGCCCUGAGUGUCCUCGCUUCAUGGAGACGGGUAUUAAUUUCAACUGCUGCCAUGGACGUAAUCCUAACAAUUGAGAAGCUUGGAUCCCGAAACGGUUCCACCAAUUAACUAUAUAUACUACUCAAUAAUAGGGUUAAUCCCUUUGUUGCAUCUCAUGUAUGCCUAUUAGGGCACAUGGUUUUACCAUAUCAAAAUCUUGAAAUUUUCUAUUAUUACCAUGCAUAUGCUACUAAAUAUUGAAGCCAUUUGGCCCUUUUUCGUUGCUUCAAAGUCUUCUAUGUAUGUUACUGAUUCGAAUAAUAUCAACUUUACUUUAUGA
Cucurbita pepo subsp. pepo (vegetable marrow) is the source of this 2377-nucleotide messenger RNA. Its product is annotated as protein SIEVE ELEMENT OCCLUSION B. The record is from RefSeq and is a predicted model, not a curated record. Lineage: Eukaryota; Viridiplantae; Streptophyta; Magnoliopsida; Cucurbitales; Cucurbitaceae. Gene Ontology annotation, biological process: phloem development.